GUCAAGCGCGCUCUGUGAUGACGCCACGACGCUAACGCCUGAGGAUGGCGGCGGCGGCUGCGGCCGUGGCCUCGGCCCGGAGAGGGUCAGCACAGCCGCCUAGACACCGAAGAGCCCGCCGCCCCCGUGAGGUGUAGACGGGGCGCUGCCUGCAGAGCAGGUCCUGCCAGCCUCGCUGGAGAGGAUGACCCCGUGUCCGUGAUGGGCUGUGGGACAAGCAAGGUCCUUCCCGAGCCGCCCAAGGAUGUGCAGCUGGAUCUGGUUAAGAAGGUGGAACCCUUCAGCGGCACUAAGAGCGAUGUGUACAAGCACUUCAUCACGGAGGUGGACAGUGUCGGCCCCCUCAAAGCCGGGCUCCCGGCAGCCAAUCAGUGUGCCAACUCCGGCCCUGGUGCCCCCACUACUGGCCACACACAGCCUCCCUCGGAACCACCGCGCAGGGCCAGGGUGGCUAAGUACAGGGCCAAGUUCGACCCACGUGUGACGGCCAAGUACGACAUCAAAGCCCUGAUUGGCCGCGGCAGCUUCAGCCGAGUGGUACGUGUGGAGCACCGGACAACCCGGCAGCCCUAUGCCAUCAAGAUGAUCGAGACCAAGUACCGGGAGGGGCGGGAGGUGUGUGAGUCGGAGCUGCGCGUGCUGCGCCGCGUGCGCCAUGCCAACAUCAUCCAGCUGGUCGAGGUGUUUGAGACUCAGGAGCGUGUGUACAUGGUGAUGGAGCUGGCCACCGGCGGAGAGCUCUUUGACCGUAUCAUUGCCAAGGGUUCUUUCACGGAGCGGGACGCCACGCAGGUGCUGCAGAUGGUACUGGAUGGCGUCCGGUAUCUGCACGCACUGGGCAUCACGCACCGAGACCUGAAGCCUGAGAACCUGCUCUACUACCACCCGGGCACUGACUCCAAGAUCAUCAUCACUGACUUUGGCCUGGCCAGUGCGCGCAAGAAGGGCGACGACUGCCUGAUGAAGACCACCUGCGGCACGCCCGAGUACAUCGCCCCAGAGGUCCUGGUCCGGAAGCCUUACACCAACUCCGUGGACAUGUGGGCCCUGGGCGUCAUCGCCUACAUCCUGCUCAGUGGCACCAUGCCCUUCGAGGAUGACAAUCGCACCCGGCUGUACCGGCAGAUCCUCAGGGGAAGCGCAAGUGAAGAUGGAGAAAGUGAGGCCAAAAGGCAAAAAGCCACUAAAGGGUCCAUUGAGGAGUGGGGCUGCCACUGUGGGCCACUGGAACUCAGUCGCACUGGGGACGCUCCCUGGCCCAGCGUGUCCAACCUGGCCAAGGACUUCAUUGACCGCCUGCUGACAGUGGACCCCAGUGGCCGUAUGACUGCACUGCAGGCCCUGAGGCACCCGUGGGUGGUGAGCAUGGCAGCGUCUUCGUCCAUGAAGAAUCUGCACCGCUCCAUUUCCCAGAACCUCCUCAAACGUGCCUCCUCGCGCUGCCAGAGCACCAAGUCUGCCCAGUCUACACGUUCCAGCCGCUCCACACGCUCCAAUAAGUCACGCCGCGUGCGGGAGCGGGAGCUGCGGGAGCUCAACCUGCGCUACCAGCAGCAGUACAAUGGCUGAGCUGCCUGGCAGUGGUGGAGACAUGGUGUGGUCCCAGCCUGGUCACACACUGCUGUGCCAUCGGGCCCAAUGCCCUCUCUGGAGAUAGGCCUGUAUGGCCAGUGGUAGGUGAAUGGCCCCAACCCCUUCUGUGUGCCUUCAGCGGCCCCUGUCCUCACCCUGGGCCUGGGCCUGGUGUGACAGAGUGGAGGGAGCCCAGGGGGCUGGAAGCCUGGCCCGGCACUGAUGCUCUUUGUGGUGGGCAUCUGUUCUGGGAUAAGUUGGGGAAAGGGCAGGACCUGGCCUUCAGUCUCCCUUACCUCUCAUCCUUGAUUCUUUCCCAGACGGAAGGGGCCUGCGGUGCCAGGUAGAGGGUGUCCUGUGCUUCCAGGACUCUCUGGGACAGUUACUCCUGGAACCACCCCCUUUUCUCCACCAAACCUUCCUCUCUGGCCCCCUCACACUCCAUGGCAUUCUGAUCAUGAUUACGCUCCAGUGAGAGGCCCACGUAGGCACAAGGCUUGUGCCUCGCUCGGCUCAGCCCCUGGUGAAGUCUAAACAGCCCCCACCUUCCAGUCAAGAUCUGUCUUAACUUCAUGGAGAGCACGAGGACCACUCCUGGCCCCAGGACUUGACAGGACCUUCUGGACUGUGUGGCCACGUUGGUAGCAGUCUUGCUCCAGGCUCCAACCUCUCCUCACUACCAGCCCACCACUCUCAGUGCCUCCUUUGCAGAGCCUACCAUCACUUCCCUCUCUCCCUUGGAUGCCCACUCUAUUCCCCAGGUGCCUCCUUCCCAACUGUGGGGGAUUAAAGGGAGCCCCACUGCUGCUACCUGGGGGUUAGGGGCACCUGGGUCAAGGCAGAGGGCAGGGGCUUCACUGGGAGAGCCCCAUCAGGAUUCUGGUGUCAGUCUUGGUUCUACCCUUGGUACACCCCAUUGCCCUUCCCUUUAGGCUCUGCUGUUCCCUCCUCUGCAGCUGUAUGAAGGCGCCAUCUAGUGUCUGGCAUGAGUAUAGGCAGCCCAGUAAUGACUAUCGUGCCCACCUUUCAUCCUCCAAGAGGAAGUGGGAAGGAGCUGCUGCAUUGAGGGAGGGUCCCUGGGCUGCUCAACUCUCCCUUUCUGCUGAGCUUCUGUGCAGCUCCCCCUGGAACUUAGCCAUACUGUGUGAUCUGCCUCUGAACCCUGAGUGCCUGGGGCACUGGCCUUCUCACAGCUGGCCUUGCCCUGUCCAGCCUGUCCCCGCUUCCUUUCACAGCAUUGCCCUUCCAGUCUGAGUCCCCCUGAAUCUCAGGCUAGAGGGAGCCCCUGCAGGAGGUGAGUGGAAUUAGGUGGCUGCUUUCCCAGACACCUGAGCCAGACCAUCCCCAUGUCAGUUAUGGUGCCUCCCCCAUCACAAACUGGGUUGAAACCUAAACCCCCUCCCUCCAGAGCUGCUUUCAGUGGAAGGAGCCAGGGCCCAGCUUUAGCCUUAGGUAGAUUGCAGGGCCCCUCCAGUGGGGAGGGUUUGGCCCUCACUUCCUCCCAGUGGGUAGCCUUGGGCCAGACCCUCUUUCCCACCUCUAGUGGGAAACCAAGCCAGAGAGACCACUCUGGGCCAAGUGAGUUGUGUCUUAUAUACCCCUCUUUCUGUCUCCAGGGCCCCUGGCACAAGGCAGUGGAGAGCCCAAGCCUCAUGGCUUCAGAACUCCCCCAAUUUUCCGAAGUGCUCUGGGGGCCUGAAGCCGUGCGGGGUUAUUUCCUCUCUUGCCCAGGAUAGGCCUGGUCCUGAAGGUAGGACAGAGGGAAUUUAGAGACUCGGGCCUUUAUGCCAUGGACUGUGGAUGGAGAAUGUGCAGUUAUUUAUUUUGUGUACUCAGUUUGUACUUGUAUCCUCUGUACUCAAUAAACAGGCUGCCCUCCCCAGGGAAGGCUGCCCAUUCAUUCUGACA
This is a messenger RNA of Rhinolophus ferrumequinum (greater horseshoe bat), 3480 nucleotides long. It is a transcript of the gene PSKH1, whose product is annotated as protein serine kinase H1. Bases 202 to 1569 code for a protein of 455 amino acids. Lineage: Eukaryota; Metazoa; Chordata; Mammalia; Chiroptera; Rhinolophidae. Gene Ontology annotation, molecular function: protein kinase activity; ATP binding. The record is from RefSeq and is a predicted model, not a curated record. The transcript has 4 exons. Gene Ontology annotation, biological process: protein phosphorylation.